UGUUCAAAGCCAGAAACGUAUCGACGUCGGUAAACCAUUGAUCGCGUGUGAUCUACGCAGGAUCUACGAGCUUUUUUCUCGCUUAACUCGAUUAUUUUAUUUCAGUCUCGAUAUUAUUCCUUCUCUUUUUCUCGCUCGUAUACGUGUAUUGGUUUCCCGGACUUUCGAGCCGAGUAAAGGAGAAUAAAUCGUUAAUCGCCGAGAGAGAGAUCAAAAUGCGCUUCCAGGCUAUCGUUCUAAUCGUGUUCGGAAUACUGGCCGUGGCCUUGUCUUCGCCAGUUCCUGGAUACCAUGGUUCGCACCACGUUCGUAUCCACGUGCCUUAUCACGUGCACACGGUUCAUCAUCAUCACGUGAAGAAGGUAGCGGUACCCGUAGUGGAGAAGGUGCCAGUCCCUGUUCCGGUUCCCAUCCACCACGUGGAAAAGGUGGCUGUUCCAGUCCCGGUACACCACGUCGAGAAGGUGCACGUUCCUGUUCCGGUUGUCGAGAAGGUUCCUGUACCUAUCCCCGUUCACGAGGAAAAGAAAUGGUGGUAAUUGGCUCGCAUUUUUCUUCGACUCCUUACAAUUUAGGUUGUAAAAUGAAGGCGUUCGGGUUACUGAAAUUUUAUUAAACCAUACUUGAUUUUGCUCAACCAAAUCUUCCCUGGGAAUAUUUUAAAGUAUACUUGAGAAGGGAAUAGUACAAAAUAACUCGAACUGCGUUUUUUUUUAGUCGUUUAAGCUUGUAAUAUAGAACAAAUAUCACUUAGUAUGCACAUGUGUGUACUUUGAUCAACAAUAUUUGUACAUACUGUAUUAUGAUACUUUAUUUUUUUAUAUAAUACACGUGUUUGGCAAA
This is a messenger RNA of Apis cerana (Asiatic honeybee), 843 nucleotides long. RefSeq lists its product as uncharacterized. The record is from RefSeq and is a predicted model, not a curated record. NCBI's taxonomy places the organism in Eukaryota, Metazoa, Arthropoda, Insecta, Hymenoptera, Apidae.